Lactuca virosa is the source of this 823-nucleotide messenger RNA. The record is from the annotation of a GenBank genome assembly. Lineage: Eukaryota; Viridiplantae; Streptophyta; Magnoliopsida; Asterales; Asteraceae.
UACAAAUCCAAGUUGAAGUGUGAAAAACUUCAGAUUGGGCCACUUCCAACGAAAGCAAGUCUACGACGAACAAACGAGCACCCCAACAACCACGAACCAAGUUCAUUCUUUCGUUCCGCUGAUCAGAAAUCAAGUGCUCGCGUAAACACACACACAAACACAAAUCAUUCCAUAAUCCAGUUUCUGUAAUUGAAAAUCUGCCUUAAAAAUGGAAACAUCAUCUUCAAUUAUAACUCCGGAAGAUGUAUUGGAGUCGCUGAUGAACGACGGCACAAUUGACACCAUGAGAUUGAAAAUCAUUAAUCAGCUGAAAGCCAAUGAAGAGCUGAAGAGUACCACUAUAAAAAUGGUAGAGCAAAGCAAGGUUCUCAACACACCAGGGGCAGAGAAACAAACUAAAAGGGAACUCUUUGAUGCUCUUAGACAAGAACUUGAAACCCCUGUGCUUGAGAAGGCUUCUAAAUCAGUUUGGGAGUUGAUUUUAGACAAUAAUGGACUUGGGAGAGAGAUAAAUGAAACAGUUGAAAAAGUGUUUUGUCGGCUUAGUGGUCGAGAACCUCCAUUGUUUCCUUCAAAUGGUGAAUUGCAAUUGGAAAAAGGAAAAGCUAAAAAGGGUGAACAAGGCAAAGGAAAAGAAAAAGAAGCUCAAAGUGAAAAGGAAAAUCUGGAAUCUACAUCAAAGAAAAGAAAUCAUCAAAUACAAACCCCAAGGCAACAAAUGUUGAAGGCCUUGCAGUGGCUGCAGGUGGUGGUGGUGUUUUCAGACAAUGGGAUGUUCUUUUCAAGUGUCUGGAAGUCCGAUUACUACAGGCCAGUUUUCUGA